Dendrobium catenatum is the source of this 1723-nucleotide messenger RNA. Its product is annotated as protein DETOXIFICATION 12. Lineage: Eukaryota; Viridiplantae; Streptophyta; Magnoliopsida; Asparagales; Orchidaceae. Bases 74 to 1507 code for a protein of 477 amino acids. The record is from RefSeq and is a predicted model, not a curated record. The transcript is spliced from 7 exons. Gene Ontology annotation, biological process: xenobiotic detoxification by transmembrane export across the plasma membrane. Gene Ontology annotation, cellular component: membrane. Gene Ontology annotation, molecular function: antiporter activity; xenobiotic transmembrane transporter activity.
AUACACAGAAGGCGCUACCAUGACGGUCAUCUAAGAAAAAGGGAAACGAAGAGGAGAGGGACAGCUUACGGAAAUGGAGGAAGGGCUUUUGGAGAGGGAGGAGGGGAGAACGGUGAGGGGAUGGUACUGUGAUUUUACAGCUGAGGCGCGGAGGCUGGGUUACCUGGCCGGGCCGAUGGUGGGGGUGACGCUAUCGCAGUACCUGGUUCAGGUCACCUCGUCGAUGAUGGUCGGACAUCUCGGUGAGCUCGCGCUCUCCAGCUCCGCCAUUGCCACUUCACUCUCCAGCGUUACUGGAUUCAGUGUCCUUCUAGGAAUGGCUAGUGGCUUGGAUACUCUCUGUGGCCAAGCAUAUGGUGCAAAACAAUACAAGAAGCUUGGAAUUCACACAUACAGAGCCAUACUCUCACUUGUAUUAGUCUGCCUCCCAAUUUCUCUCAUUUGGGCAUCCAUGGGGAAACUUCUCUCACUCAUAGGCCAGGAUCCCUUAAUAUCCCAAGAGGCUGGCAUUUAUGCAGUAUGGAUGAUCCCUGGCCUCUUCGCCUUUGCUAUUGCCCAACCUCUUAUGAAAUUUCUUCAAUCUCAGAGCUUAAUUCUUCCUAUGCUUCUGAGCUCAUUUGUGACCCUCUGCGUCCACAUUCCUUUGUGCUGGGUCAUGGUGUUCAAAACAGGGUUGGGCAACGUUGGAGCAGCACUUUCUAUAAGCAUUUCCUAUUGGAUCAAUGUUUUGAUUCUUGCAUUUUACAUCAAAUAUUCAGAUUCUUGCAAUGCAACUCGUGCACCGCUAUCAAUGGAGGCAUUGUGGGGCAUUAAUGAGUUCUUGAGGCUAGCAAUUCCCUCAGCAGUAAUGAUAUGCCUCGAAUGGUGGUCCUUCGAGCUUCUUGUCUUGCUCUCAGGUCUCCUACCAAAUCCAAAGCUUGAAACCUCUGUUCUUUCUAUAUGCCUCACAAGCAUUUCCUUGCUCUACACCAUACCAUAUGGACUUGGUUGUGCUGCAAGCACACGCGUGUCAAACGAACUAGGAGCUGGGAAUCCAGAGCAAGCUCAUCUGGCUGUUCGUGUGGCCACAUCAAUCACAAUUACAGAGGCAGUUUUGGUCAGUUUAACUCUCUUCAGCCUUCGCCGGCUAGUUGGCCAUGCCUAUAGCGACGAGAAGGAGGUUGUGGAUUAUGUUAGGCAGAUGACUCCUCUUGUUUCUAUCUCAGUUAUCUCCGAUGGCUGUCUUGGAGUGCUCUCUGGAAUCGCUCGCGGAUGUGGGUGGCAGCACCUUGGAGCCUAUGUGAAUCUCGGAGCAUUUUAUCUCGUUGGAAUCCCAAUCGCAGUUUUGUUAGGCUUUUUCUUCCACAUUGGAGGUAAGGGUCUGUGGAUUGGUAUAUUAGCAGGUGCUGUGAUUCAAAGCCUUCUUCUCGGAAUAAUAACUACUUUUACUAACUGGCAACAACAGGCAAUAGUGGCGAGGGAGAGGGCAUUUGAAGAGAGUUUGCCUUUGCAAAGUGUGCUGAAAUGAGUUUUGAACUUUCAAUAUGUUCUGUGAGUUUUUUUUUAUCAUUUUCAUUUGCUUAUAUUUGAACAUAGGAAAUUUUGGGUCAUGAUACUUUGAUCGUUUGAUCAAAAAUUAGUUAGAUGGGUUUUAAGAUUAUUGAUUUUGAGGUGAGCGUAAUAUAUAUGAGUAAUUCAUUAAAAUUUAUAUUGCAUAAUCUCAAAGUAAAUCUUACCUAUUUGA